AUGGUCGACUUUCUGCUGCAGACUAACCCGUGCACCAUCGCCACCGAGAUGGGAUUCGUUGAUGCCAGCAUCGCUGGGAACCUGUACAUUGCCCGAUCGACUGAGUCUCAUUCUCCGUUAGAUCUCUGGGAGCAUACUUUUCUGAAGCAGCUCCUCCCUCCCACUGGUCGGUCCCCUUGCUGCCUUCUCUUCGCAAGCAUCGGCAGGUUCACAUCAAGGACUUCGAAACAUGCCGCUAACACUGCUCGAAUCAAUGAAGCAUGCCUCUUCUAUUGCUCUUCUCGUUCGAUGCUGUUGCGUAAGGAAUGUAACGAACCGCUCGUAGGAAACUUACUCCCUCAGAUUUUCGUUGGGAUUCACGUCCGCCCUGAAGAUGGCUUACACUGUUGUCUUGGACCACGAACCUUCGAAUUCAUGCUCGACAAACAACUCGAAAUCAAUACGUCCUGUCCACGCAGAUUUUCAGAAUAUUUUCUAUAUUCAGAAUCAGACUGCCGAGGUUUCGGUCAUUUUGAGCACCGCUGCCACUAUAUUCUCAACAGCCAGUGCACACGCCUGGAAGUGCUCAAAAUUCCAUCUUGGUUAGGAUACUCGGCUCUCACCCGAGCGACCCGGGUUCACGCCCCGGCAACGGAAAUAUGUAAAAAUCGUCUGAAAUGUAACCAUUUCAGACGAUGUCCACAUCUCGAGUCCUUUGGUUUACGGUCUGUGAAGUGGCGGAUGCAACCUACCGUGUACUACACUCUUCUUAUUUACAUGUUCUAG
Messenger RNA from Marchantia polymorpha subsp. ruderalis, 765 nucleotides. The record is from the annotation of a GenBank genome assembly. Lineage: Eukaryota; Viridiplantae; Streptophyta; Marchantiopsida; Marchantiales; Marchantiaceae.